Molecule: messenger RNA, 2149 nt
Organism: Diorhabda sublineata
Lineage: Eukaryota; Metazoa; Arthropoda; Insecta; Coleoptera; Chrysomelidae
Product: hrp65 protein-like
Exons: 5
Coding region: 120-1814 (564 amino acids)
Biological process (GO): regulation of DNA-templated transcription
Cellular component (GO): nucleus
Molecular function (GO): RNA binding
Source: RefSeq, a predicted model, not a curated record
AGAUCACUUCUUAUCGGAUUCGCCAUUUUACUGUUGUUUGGUAGGUGCUGUAGUAGUAGCAGUCGAACAAAAAAAUUUUAAAGUUGUAAGAAAUUGAGAUUUAUUAAUACUUAAAUAUAAUGGAUCCCGAAUCUAAACCUGAUACAACUAAUAUUAAAGUUGAAUCAUCAACAAAUGAUACUACUUUAGUAGUACCAGAAAAUACCAACAAUUUCAAUCGACAAGAACGCCGUGGUGGCGGUGGAGGAUCUGGUGAGAGAUUUGGUAGAGGAGGAAGAUUUGGUGGCCCCAGAGGAGGCGGAGGCGGCUCUGGUCAGAAUCAGAGAGAAGGCAGAAACUAUGAUAACAGGCGUGGUCGUGGUGGUAAUUAUAGUGGUGGCUUUGGCGGUGGAAGAAAUAUGAAAAAUGAUGAAGAUGGAGGAGAAAACCAGGAAGAUGGAGGUCAUCAAGGUGGCCGUGGGCAUGACAGACAUGACCGAAAUGACCGUGAUGGUGGUAUGCGUGGAAUGAGAGGACCAAGAGGUGGAAUGAGGGGGCCAGAAGAUAAAUUCUUGGAUAGAGUACUCCAAAUUUCAGGACCCACUUUUGAUUUACCCCCAAUUGAAAUGGCUGAAAAGAAAUUUAAUGGAAGAAACAGAUUGUACAUAGGAAACAUUGGAUCUGAAGUAACAGAAGAAGAAUUAUUAGAACUGUUCAAACCCUAUGGAGAAACAGCUGAAGUUUUUGUUAAUAAAGAGAAAAACUUUGGUUUCAUUAAAUUGGAUUACCAUAGCAAUGCAGAAAAAGCAAAAAGAGAACUUGAUGGCACCGUAGUUAAAUCUCGUAAUUUGAAGAUAAGAUUUGCUCCAAAUUCUGCUUCAAUUAAAGUUAAAAAUCUUACGCCCCAUGUUACCAAUGAAUUGCUACAUUAUGCCUUCUCUAUUUUUGGAGAGAUCGAAAGAGCCAUUGUAUCUGUUGAUGAGAGAGGAAAACCCACAGGAGAAGGUGUUAUUGAUUUUUCCCGCAAAGGAUCUGCACUUCAUGCCAUUAGAAAAUGCACAGAUGGCUGUUUCUUUAUAACUGGAUCACUUCGACCUGUCAUAGUCGAGUUAUUCGAUAUUGUUGAUGACAUUAACGGAUAUCCAGAGAAAAAUGUUAACAAAAAGCAUCCCGAAUUUAUGAAAGAAAGAGAACAAGGUCCAAGGUUUGCUGCUACUGGAUCUUUUGAAAAUGAGUACGGUAUGAGAUGGAAACAGUUGUAUGAUCUACAUGCACAAAAAGAAGAAGCUCUUAAAAAAGAAUUAGAACUAGAAAAAGAAAAACUGAUAGCACAAAUGGAGUAUGCUAGAUAUGAACAUGAAACAGAAAUGCUAAGAGAUCAAUUGAGGGCUAGAGAAAUGGAUAAAGAUCGACAAAAGAGGGAAUGGGAAAUGAAGCAGAGGCAAGUGGAAGAAGAGAGACUCCGGACUGAAGAACAGAUGAGAAAAUCGCAAGAAAAUAUGGAAUCAAGAAUAAUGGCGCAACAAGAAGAGCUAAGAAGAAGGCAGCAAGAAAACAAUCUUUUUAUGCAAGCACACAAUUUGGAUUCUAUACUAAAUCAACAAGAGCAAGUAUAUGAAGCACCGUCUGGAUAUAGCCAAAAUAUUCAAGAUGACAAUGGAAUCACGGAUCCAAAAACGUUCAUGAGCUCGUAUGAGCGCCACGGUGGCAAUCGCUAUGAACGUGACAGUUCACGCACGAAUCAAGGAGGUGUAAAUAAUAACAGAGGCAGCGGACAUUGGGUCAACGAUAGUCGACGUGGUGACGAUUUUCCUAAUAAAAGGCGCCGAUUCUAAGAAGUUAAUUAAUCUGCUAAAUUGUCCUCCAGCUAAAUAUCUAACAUUGGUUACAAUGUGAUAUUUCAUUUGAUGAAUAAACUCAUUCUACGUACUUUCAAAUUUUUGAAAUUUAUUACAGCAUUAUCAUCAGGUUUGAAAAUUUCAUAUAUGCGAUAAAACGGUUUCAAAUCAUGUUGAAUUAAUUAAUUAAGAUAGGAAUUUAAGUUUUUUCAUUAAUCAAUGUUAUCAUUUGUGUGGAUGUUGAGUAAUUAGUUUACAUAUUGUAUGUAUUUAAUAAAUUGUGACAAUUUCUUUUUACAAGUACAGGUAAAAUACAAAUUUAAUUUUAAAAA